GGCCAGCCUCGCAUUUCCAACGGCACGAAGAUGCAAACAGCCGUCGCGACGGCAAUGUUUGAUUUAUUCUUUCGGAAAAUCUUUCCGGCCUGUGCGGUGCGACCGUGAGACGGUCAUGUGAGGCGUGCGCGCCGUCGAGCUCUGGGGGUCGACCGCCGAGGGCCGGAGAAGAUGGAAGAAGAAGAUCAGGAGCCGUGUCAGGAGUCCUCUCGGGCCGCAGACGUCGUCAAAGCGCCUCAGAAAUGUCAACCCAAGCGAUACAGCGAGAUCUUCCGAGACUUUGACAACCUGGAGUUAUCUUUGAUCCCCGAUGACAAGGACGACCUGCUGUCCGACACUUCGGAGUUGAGCUCCGAGGGCGUCGCCGGGGAGAGCGCGCAACUCGCGGGGCAACAUCAAGCGUCUGAAAGCUGUGCAACUGUCGAAGGUGAUGGAAACUCAUCGGCCCACGAAGCCGACCUGGCGCUGUGCCGCUGCGACGACGGCGUGGAGAUCGCCCUGCGGUACGCCAAGAUGUGGUGCCGCUACGCCAAAGAGCUCCUGGCCUGGAUGGAGAAGAAGAUCAGCUUGGAACAAGAAUUUGCUAAAAAUGUCAUGAAGACGUCAGAAGCUGCAAAAGCCAAUUUGGCGGCACAGGAAACCAUGCCGCUGCAGUCCAUCUACGCCAUGGCUCUGGAACAAGACGCGAAGAACAGCCUGAGCUCCAAAAAGACGUCGGACCUGGUGCAAAAGCGCUGUUACCAAGCCUUGGCCGCCAAGAGGAACGAGAUUGAUAAGUGGCGCCGGGAAUUCAAGGAGCAGUGGGUGAAGGUGCAGAGGAGGAUGAACGAAGCGGUGACGGCGCUGAAAAAGUCCCGUCAGCAAUACUUGCAGCGCUGCGACGAGCUGGAGAAGGCCAAAGCGGUCACGGCUAAAACCGUGGACGACGCCGGUGGCCUCAAAACUCUGGACAAGAGGAGGAAGUCCAAGGAUGAAGCCCAAACCAAGGCGAUGGAGUCCGAACUGUUGUACAAGCAAUGCGUGCGCGACGCCAAGAUCCACCAGGACGAGGUCGUAAAGGUCAAAGAGCGAAUCAUCUCUCACACCCGCAAGCUCAUCUGCCAGGGAGACACGGUCCUCAAGCAGGUCACGGUCAACAUGUUCUACUACCAGCGGCAGCAGACGGAACCGGUCCCUCUGGGCUAUCACAACCUGGAGCUGACGUGCCGCUCGCUGGAGCCCGGCGAGCCCUACCUGGCGUACGUCCGCGCCAGGCGCUGCCAGGAGACGCCGCCGCAGGUCUUCUCCUUCCAUGAGUACGUGGCCCAGGGGGACAGGGCCAAGCGGAAAACCAGCAACCCCCUCAGCGCCUUGCAGGACUCGUCUCCUCACACAGAUGACAGUUCUUCCAGACUGCCCAGUGACUCCAGGAGAUUCGGCUUGAGUGACAGCGAAAGCGUCGGCGGCAGUUUGGAGUCUCUGUCCAGCCCUGCUCACGUUCCCAGGAUGCACCAGAGGGCAACAUACAACCUGCUCGCAGACGACCCGGAGGACCGCGAUGUGGCGUCUGAGUCGGAGUGCCUCGACGGGCAGCAGGUCAAAGUUCGCACCCCGUCCCGGGCGGCGCUGACUCACCGCCUCAGGAAGCUGAAGAGCAAGAUGGUGAAAUGCAAGCAGUGCGACAACUACAUUUACGUCAACGGCGUGGAAUGCGAGGAGUGCGGGCUGGGUUUGCACAGGAAGUGCAUGGAGCUGUGCCUGAUGGAGUGCGACAACAGCAAGCGGACGGUGUUCGGCGUCGCGCUGUCCUCGUUGCUGCGCGACACGCCCGACGACGUCCCGUUCGUGGUGCGACGCUGCACCGCCGAGAUCGAGAGCCGUGCUCUCUCUGUGCAGGGGGUGUACCGGGUGAGCGGCUCCAAGCCUCGCGUGCAGAAGCUGUGCCAGGCCCUGGAAGAGCUCAAGGAGCACGCGGACCUCUCGGAGGUGUCGCCGCACGACGUCACUUGCAUCCUCAAGCACUUCUUCAAGGAGCUCCCCGAGCCGCUGCUGACGUUCGAGCUGUACCACGAGUUCAUCGCGGCGGGGAGGAGCAUCUGGCACGGGGGCGAGCGGGACACGGCGCGGGACGCCGACGACGUCGUCGGGAACCUGCAGCGGCUGCUGGAGAAACUCCCGCCAUGUAGUUACAAUACCCUGCGGCACCUCAUAGUCCAUCUGCAUAAGGUUUCCCGAAACAACGAGAACAAGAUGUCCUCCAGCAAUUUGGGCAUCGUCUUCGGUCCGACCCUCCUGCGCCCCCCGGUGUGCACGGAGCAGCCCGCCGUGGCCCUGCAGGAAAACACCUACCAGGCCUUUCUGGUGGACUUCCUCAUCUCGCACAACGACGAGAUCUUCGUCCUCCGCCGGACGGCCGGGACGCCCCCUCCUCCGCCGCCCCCGACGUGCCCGCUUCCAGACACCCCGCCCAGACGCGCCUGCCCCCUGGACGGGGACUUCGACACCAGACCUGAGCAGGCAACCUCCUCCAGGGAGCGCCCGUACUCGCUAGAAAGCGAGAGAAUGAAGAGGGAGUCGAGCGAGGGUUAUAUAUCGGACAAGUCUUCGUCCAAUGAAGCGGUGGACCAGCUCGGCCCAGAAGCCAAUGACGGAGCAGUCCUGGCUAUGAGCAAGACCCAUCGCGAGCCAAAGCGGGACUUCGCCUCGGACAAGCCGCACUACCGCUUCACCAGGCAGCCCGUCAAGUACCAGCGCCAUCACAACCCGAGAGGCCGGGGUUCCGGCCGGAGCUGCGACGGCGGACGACCCGCGGCGCCCGGCGCUGGGCUCCCGGGCAGCGCCGACAGCAGUCGCAGCUCCUCCCCAGAGCGGGCCGCCCACGGUCCGCUCCGUAGCGCCGAGGACGUCGCGCCUCUCAGCCCGCGGGACGUCGUGCAGUACAUGCUGGGCCUGGAGCCGGCGGCCUCCGGCGCCACCCGGCCCCGCGCGGACCCCUCCGGUACCGGCGCGCAGAAGACGGUCUCGUGCCGCUCUCCCAGGCCUUUUCUCGCCGAGCACCGCUCGGGCUCGCCCGCCCAGAAGAUCCUCUCGGGCCUGAAGCUGAGACGCAGCCAAUCGGGCAAGGAGGAACAACUUUUCGUCUGAGGAACAACAACGGCGCUGCAAGCACGUAAUACGGAUUCUGUUACCGAUAUGGACUCGCAUGUUAUUGCAGACGCAUGCGAGUACUUUUUAUAUCAGUGUCUUGUGGCUGGGGUGGUACUGCUUUCGUAGCCUUCACACGUCUGGAACCAGAACUUUUCAUUCACAAAGGAACAAGCAGUCAUCAUGAUCAGCCCUGUGCGGUGUACUCGUCCGCUUUGGACUCAAGCAGGGUCCAAACGUGACGAUCCUUGGGCCCGAUUUGAACCGUUACGCGUUCCUUCCUAUUAAAGUCAACCAAGCCAAAUGGUCGGAUGUCUUUGAAAGAUGAUCUUGUGGUGUGCUGAGAGUGAUUUUGCCCUUUUCUAAUUAUAAUUAGCAAUGGCC
Molecule: messenger RNA, 3507 nt
Organism: Syngnathoides biaculeatus (alligator pipefish)
Lineage: Eukaryota; Metazoa; Chordata; Actinopteri; Syngnathiformes; Syngnathidae
Gene: gmip
Product: GEM interacting protein
Exons: 21
Coding region: 172-3123 (983 amino acids)
Biological process (GO): activation of GTPase activity; negative regulation of GTPase activity; signal transduction
Cellular component (GO): plasma membrane
Molecular function (GO): GTPase activator activity
Source: RefSeq, a predicted model, not a curated record